AUGACUACUCCUAUUGCUUGCAUAUGCGGAAGCGUAGCUUUGUCUAUCCAAUUGGACUCUGUUAUCGACCAAUCCAAACUCCAACUAUGCCAUUGCAACGGCUGUCGGAUGGUGACUGGGCAGUUGUCUUCGUCGUAUUAUCUCCUCCAACAUGAACCACCGAAUCUAGAUGGGCUUCAGGAAUAUCAACAGUCCAACCACAUUAGCCGUUAUUUCUGUAAGACAUGUGGUGCCCACGUCUUCGCUCGCAUACAGCCUGGGGGACAGGUUUUAGUUGCCUCAGGUUUGCUGACAGCAAAGAGCGUCCCCUCGGUCCAAGCAGUUGAGCACUGGCAAAGUAGCGAAACUGGUGACGGUGGACUCAGUACACUGCUUCCUGGAACAGAGUCCACCGUUACAGGUUGCAGAUUACAUACUUCAACCAGCAACAAGAGUCCUAAGGGAGAAUCGAUAAACCCGGCGGAGUAUACAUUGACAAGCCAGCAUCUGCGGGCACGUUGCCUCUGUGGAGGAAUCGAGUUUUAUAUCACCAAGCCCGAUGCAUCGUCCUUACAAGCAUCCUCACCAUGGCCAGACCUCCUGGUUCCAUACUAUACUGGGUCUGGGGCGAAUCCUGACGAUAUCAAAUGGUGGCUGCGAGAUGGCGCUGCCGACUAA
Messenger RNA from Penicillium verrucosum, 657 nucleotides. Its product is annotated as GFA family protein. The coding region runs from base 1 to 657 and encodes 218 amino acids. NCBI's taxonomy places the organism in Eukaryota, Fungi, Ascomycota, Eurotiomycetes, Eurotiales, Aspergillaceae. Gene Ontology annotation, molecular function: carbon-sulfur lyase activity. The record is from RefSeq and is a predicted model, not a curated record. The transcript is spliced from 2 exons.